AUGGAAGCGCAAAUCAAGAUGGAACGACGAAAUAAUCUUGAUUUGCAGGCAAGAGCAAGAGAUUUUUCAAACCCACAUUUAGAAAUAGGACGGCAUUCUUCAUUUUUCAAGAGGGCUGGUGUAGAAGUUACAGCGAGAAUGGGAAACUGUGUCGUUAUAAGAAGAAUUAGGCUGAAUGCUCAAAACGAAAAAUUAAAGGCGUUCAGAAUUUUACAUUUGUUAUAUGCAGGAUUUAAAAAGGCGGUUGAUUUUGUCUCUGCUAUCUGUGAU
This is a messenger RNA of Paraglomus occultum, 270 nucleotides long. The record is from the annotation of a GenBank genome assembly. Lineage: Eukaryota; Fungi; Glomeromycota; Glomeromycetes; Paraglomerales; Paraglomeraceae.